AUGGCAACCACAACCCAUUUCUAUCUUGUCCUCACUCUUUUUCUUUCUGUUUUAAUUUCUGUUCUGGGUAGUGGCUUUAGUGUUAAUCUAAUUCAUCGUGAUUCUCCUCAAUCUCCAUUCUACAACCCCUUAGAUGCCUUACGUGAGCGAAUGCAAAAGGCUGUUCAUCGUUCAAUCAACCGUGCAAACCACUUAAAGAAAUUGUCAUCAUUAACUUAUUCUGCUAACUACGCGGAUGGUACAAUUAGUACAAGUUCGCGUGUUAUUGGUCUUGAUUACGUAAUGCGUAUUUCCAUAGGAACUCCUCCACGUAAUGUAUUUGUCAUUGCUGAGACCGGUAGUGAUCUUACAUGGGUUCAAUGUCAACCCUGUGAAGUUUGCUAUACACAGAUUUCUCCAGUCUUUAAUCCCAAAACAUCCUCGACUUACAAAGAUGUUCCUUGUGCUUCAGGAACUUGCGAAAGACUUGUUGAGGAACGUAAGGACACUUGUGAAAAUAAUCUUUGUCAGUAUUCUGCCAGUUAUGUAGAUGGUGAUAACAGUACUGGAAACCUUGCAUUUGAAACUCUAACUUGGUCUUGGUGUCUGGUUUCGCAGUUGGGUUCGAAAAUUGAUUCAAAAUUCUCUUACUGCUUAGUUCCUUCUUAUAAUGUUUCAAGUAAGUUCAAUUUCGGUAGUAAUGCUGAAAUGACAGGAAAAGAUGUUCUUAAAACUCCAUUAAUAUCAGAACCAUCAAGAAAAACAUUUUAUUAUCUAAAACUUGAAGGUAUUAGUGUUAGUGAAAACAUGGUUCCGUUCAGAAGUAGCGCAUCCUCAACAACAGAAGACGAUUACAUUAUAAUCGAUUCUGGAACGACUUUCACAUAUCUUCCACAAGAAAUGUAUUCAGAACUUGAAUCAGAAGUUAAGAAAGCGAUCAACGUUGAACCCAUUAUUGGUCCUAAAGGACUCAAUUUAUGUUACCCACUCGACGCAUCCAUGAGAUUUCCGGAUGUAACUGUUCAUUUUACCGGUGCGGAUAUUGAACUUGGGCGGGAGAAUUGUUUUGUUCCUGUUGGGAACAAUGUUGUUUGUUUAGCUUUCGCUCCUUCCGAUUUUGGUGCAUACAUUUAUGGGAGCUUAUCUCAGAUCAAUUUCCUUAUUGAAUAUGCUCUUGAGGAGAAGAAGGUUUCUUUCAAGCCAACUGAUUGCACCAAGCAGGGCUAAUUAAUAUUUCGUUAUUCGGUUGUACGUCACUGCUAGAUAUCUUAUUAUUUUGUUGCUCAAAAGACCAUAAAAUAUUGCUCUUUGAGUACCAACAAGGUUAGUUCAGCUGUUUAUGGAGCAGGCUCUCAUACUCGAGGUAAGAUGUUAGAAUUUCUGUGAUUCCGCGAUAAACUAUAAGCUUGGUGUGAGUAUUUUUGAGUUUUUCUGUGAGGUUUGUAAGUUGUCAUUGUGUGGGUGUUAUUAAUUGCGC
This is a messenger RNA of Papaver somniferum (opium poppy), 1456 nucleotides long. RefSeq names its product aspartic proteinase CDR1-like. Lineage: Eukaryota; Viridiplantae; Streptophyta; Magnoliopsida; Ranunculales; Papaveraceae. The record is from RefSeq and is a predicted model, not a curated record. The transcript has 2 exons. Gene Ontology annotation, cellular component: extracellular region. Bases 1 to 1206 code for a protein of 401 amino acids.